Symsagittifera roscoffensis is the source of this 1115-nucleotide messenger RNA. RefSeq lists its product as uncharacterized. Bases 450 to 827 code for a protein of 125 amino acids. NCBI's taxonomy places the organism in Eukaryota, Metazoa, Xenacoelomorpha, Acoela, Convolutidae. The record is from RefSeq and is a predicted model, not a curated record. The transcript is spliced from 2 exons.
CAAUGGUUCCAAACAAAACGAAAAUAGUACAAGAUUUCUCUCAUUUUGUAAUUGUGUUUUGCUCUGGUGUCUUUUCAUUGCAGAUAUUCUCAAUUUUGCUCAAUUAAAUUCACUCUUUUUUAAUAUUUAGUUGAAUUACCUCAUAACGCAAGCCUUAUUAAGAAUUACAUUAAACGCGAGCCAUCAAUCUUAAACAUAGUUUCACUGACUGCUGAUUAUACUUUUCUAGCUUGCCAAAUUUUGAUACUUAUUGGUUUUUGUACCACCUCAAACGAACAGCUGAUUUUUAUAGAAUCAUAAUCGUGUUAUAUUGAGGGCUGAUUUCGUAGUACAUUAUCUUGCGUCUGUUCAAUUGCAUUUUGAUGAGAAGAUAGAGUUAGAGAACUCAACGAAGGUAGCAGCAGUUAAUAUAGUAGUAACAACAGUCGACGACACUUGUAUCAGCGACAAUGGGCGAUGGAGCUGACUUCCAGACUGGCGUGUUCUCCUGCUUCUCCGACAAGACUCUCUGUCUGAUGUCGUUCAUGUUUCCCAAUUACGUGUUCGGCAGGAUAGCCGAGGUGGUGUUGAUGGAGGGAGAGAACUACUACACUGGCGUUCUCAAGUACAAAGACAACGAGUGUCCGAGAAUAGUAGAUUCGCUCAUGUGGAUGUCCAUGUUCAGUGCACCGGCCCUCUGCUUCAUCCGACAGAAGCUGAGGAAGCAACUCGGACACGAACAGGAGUCGAAAGAGAUCGAAGACUUCAUCUUCUCCUGCUGCUGUCCCUGCUGCGUCACUUACCAAAUGGCUAAAGAGAUGAAAUUCGCGCCCCUCGCUCGAGCCUAGGAAAGUGAAAAAGCUCAAGCUAAUACUUUUAUGUGAAUUUCAGUUUUUUAUAUGAGUUAAACCCUUUUGUAUUGUUAUUCAGUGAUGACAUCUUCAGAAUGAUUGUGAAAAUGUUUUCAAUUCUUGAAAUGAGCAAUUGUCCUAAAAUUUUUUCUGAACGAUCCGCAUGGUUGCAGUGUCAUCGCCGUAGUAAUCAGAUCAGCUUGAAAAAGAUGCAAACUGUAAAUGUGUUUAGAUUUUUGUUCAUGUUUCUAUUAUUUGUACAUCAAUUGCAGAACUUAAAGUUUU